This is a messenger RNA of Microdochium trichocladiopsis, 1356 nucleotides long. RefSeq lists its product as uncharacterized. Bases 284 to 1306 code for a protein of 340 amino acids. The transcript is spliced from 3 exons. NCBI's taxonomy places the organism in Eukaryota, Fungi, Ascomycota, Sordariomycetes, Xylariales, Microdochiaceae. The record is from RefSeq and is a predicted model, not a curated record.
GCUAGAGGGUGGAGCUCAAUGUUGAUGCGAAAUAUAUACUAGUACUUGCUUAUUCUGCUGCGUUGUUUGCCACUUUACCAUGCACAAAGGAAUUGAGGGGUGAUGCUGCGUUCGUGUUCUCGAGCACCUCCACCGCCAGCCCUUGGAUCACUCGUUCAAUUCAGUAUAUCUGGUCUUUCUACACGAGGAAGUCCUCUGAAAGCCCAGCAGCAACAUCUCUACCGACAGUAUCCUGGCUAAAGCGCCUAGACCCCGCAUUUCGGAAGACAUAAGGUUGACGGCGAUGCGGCUAAAGCCUGGCCAGUUCAGGCCAAUUUUCGCUUUCGCGAGCAUCAUUUGCUUUGCCCUGUGGGCCCUUCUUGUCCCCUGCGCUCGCAAAGGGAUCUUUUCCAUCUCGAUCGGCCUUGCGCCUCGUGAUGAUAGCUCAAACAUAUCCAUAAGGGAUGCUCUGUACAAUGACACACUCGGUUUCACUAAAGUCAUCGCUAUAAGCCUUCCCGAGCGCACCGACAAGCGAGAUGCCCUUAGCCUCAGCUCAGCCCUUACAGGGUUCAAAAUCACCUGGCAGGAUGGCGUCAAAGGCGAGACCAUACCCGACAAAGCCUUACCAGUUGGCUGGAACCGUAAAGGAGGCGCAAAGGACGCGAAUGUAGGAUCCUGGAGGGGCCACAUCAAUGCAAUGAGACGUAUCAUCGACGAUGAUCUACCGUCGGCACUGAUAGUCGAAGAUGACGUGGACUGGGAUGUGAAUAUCAAAUCUCAGCUUUAUAGGUUCGCACUGGCGGCAAGAGAACUGCAGACUGAGAGAAGCUGGCUUCACGAGGAUCCGUAUCUUCACAAGAAUAAUCCCAAUCCUAACGAUGACACAGUGCCCUCGCGGAAACACCGAUCAGGAAAUAAUCGCUUCGAAUGGGACGCAUAUCCGAACAACACGCGCAUCGUAUAUGUCCAGGGCGAUCACAUUUGCACCUACGCCUAUGCGCUGACACAGCUAGGUGCGAGAAGGGCGUUGGAAUACAUGUCGCUCAGAGGUCAACACAAGAAUUUUGAUCACCACUUGAGUGAUCUUUGCCGCACGAUGGGAAAUGGAAUGCGGUGUAUUGGGAUUGUGCCGAGCUUGUUUGUACAUCAUCGUCCGAGAGGGUUGGUUAGUGGUGACUCGGAUAUUGGAUAUGGUGCCACAGCUGGCGCUGCGAGUCCUGCAUUCAGGGAGACUGGCAGUACAAACGGUAUCUUGUAUAGUACGAGAUUGAAUUUGCAGAGGCUGCUUAGGAGUGAGAAGCCAGAGAUGCAGUGGGAUGAUUAGCGACGGGGAGUUGCUCAACUAUCCACCUGGAGCAAGUCACGAAAUCCAAA